This is a messenger RNA of Bufo gargarizans (Asiatic toad), 953 nucleotides long. RefSeq names its product ribonuclease P protein subunit p21-like. Lineage: Eukaryota; Metazoa; Chordata; Amphibia; Anura; Bufonidae. The record is from RefSeq and is a predicted model, not a curated record. Bases 241 to 699 code for a protein of 152 amino acids. The transcript has 6 exons. Gene Ontology annotation, biological process: tRNA processing. Gene Ontology annotation, cellular component: nucleolar ribonuclease P complex.
GCGGUGGCCAUUUUAUUGGAGACCUGUUUCGGUAUUAUUUCAGCGAGCGUGGACCCUCCUCGCCUGUGUACAACAAUGGACGUGUCUGUAUAAAUAUGGGGGACGUUUAUAGAUCCCUGCGAGGAGCCUGCACUUGUCUGGGCACGAGCCUAAGUAAUUGAGGACAAGGGCCAUUCGGGGUGCUCUACAUUGCAGACGCUCAUUCUGAAGUGUGUGCCGCCUGACCGGAAGGAACAGACAAUGGCAAAUCAGAUUAAAGACAAAGAAGCUUUGCAGAGGCUGAACUUCCUUUACCAGGCUGCACAUUGUGUUUUAGCUGCAAACCCUGAGAAUGUGGAACUCGCUCGAUUCUACUGUCAUACAGAAAAAACCAUUGGCAAACGUUUAGUGCUAAGACAGGAUCCAUCUAUAAAAAGGACAAUAUGCAAAAGAUGUAGCUCUCUCCUGCUUGCUGGUAUCACGUGUACUGUCAGGCAAAGAAAACGUCGAGGACAACGGCUGACGUUAAUUAGAUGUCUUAGCUGUGGUCUUACUAAACGUUUCCUAAAUAACCCAAACCACAAGCUGUGGAGCGAGCAGCCAGAGGCACUACUGGAAAACCAGCCCAAACAAGAUCUAAAUCCUCGAUCACAACAAAACUUGCCGAAAGAGAAAGGAUCUUCUGCCAAACCAGAAAAUACCAAUAAGAUGGCCUCCUAAGUGAUUACAGCCCAGGGGUUGUAGUAAUGAUGUGAAUGGCUUAAGGGUAAUCUUAAAGGGGUAUUCUGGUUACAUAAACUUAUCCCUUAUCCACAGGAUAGGGGAUAACUAUUAGGCUGGGUUCACACAAUGUGCGAUUUUCCCGCACAAGUGUAAAGUGUUUUAAUGUGUUUUGCACGCGCGUGAGAAAAAUCGGCAUGUUUGGUACCCAGACCCGAACACUGACGCUGGGUUCACACCUGAGCGUUCGCGAU